CUGCUCCCUGCCCUGCCCAGCUCCCAGGUUGCCCAGUCAGGUCCUUAAGACCACCAGCAUAGCAGGGAGCUGUGCCAACCCCAGGCUUUAGGGUUAGCACUGGUCCCAUGAGCACUGCCCAGUCCCACCAGUGUCUUCCCAGAAUGCUCACUGUGGGGCAGCUGGGGCUGAUGGCAUACUGUGCCCACCAGCAUGACUGCCACUGAGCAGCCUGAAGAAACUCAGACAUGACAUAGCUGGGUGGCACUGGGGGCACAGGCCUGUGCCAGUGUAGGCUGCAGGGUGCCUGCAGCUGCGCUGCCCCAGGGGUAGCCAGCAGUGAGAGCUGGAGAUACGGGAAGGUCAGGGAGAGUGUUAGGCACGCACCAGGGGAUUAGCACUGUCCUUGCUGCGUCACCCGUGCCCCAGGCUUGUCCUCUGCCUAAUCCCCUUACCCUGGGCAGCUGACCAGCACUAGACAGGGUCACCCAGCCCACUCCAACCCUGUUAGGCUGGGGGAAUGGAGCUGCCCCUUUGCUUCAGCAUGCCUUCUGGGGGGCUCAGUCCCUCAGCAGGGCACCCAGCCAGGCUAGGUCUUGAUAGAAAACGGGCAAGAGGGAGUCAUGGUGCCCUUGCUACAAGCAGGGCUAGGAUCCAGCAAGGAAACUCAGGUUGGUGGCUUGUAGUGACAAACCAGGGCCAUGCCAUGACUAUGGUGGUACAGGCAAGGACUCUGGGCACCAACAGCAGAAGUGCACACUGGUGGCUCUGAGGCAGGAGGUGUCUGAAACCUCCAAGUUUGUUGAGUCCCAUGGGAUUUGGGGUGUGCAGAAUGUGCCUGUGGGGCAGUCUGGGCCAUCAUGUGCCGGAGUGGCUGUGCCAGUACAGCUGGAGUGCCUGCUGCACCCUGCUGCCUCUUCCCAACCACUUUCCUUUCCCUGCAGGGUACCGGCCCUGUGGGCAGCCAGUGACACAGGAUGGUGCUGGUGCUGGUGCUGGUGCUGUGGGCCUGCCUUGUGCUGGGCAUGGCCAGCAGGGAGAGCCCAGCACCAGAGCCUCUGAUGGGCUCCCAGCCAUUUGCUGUGGUGUGGAAUAUCCCCACUGGCCGCUGCCAGCGUCGCUUUGGUGUGAGGCUGCCCCUUGGUGACUAUGGCAUCGUGGAGAACCUGGAUGGCCACUUUACUGGCCAGAACAUCACCAUCUUCUACAAGAACAAGUUUGGGCUGUACCCUUACCUGUCACAGCAGGGUGUUGCCCAGCAUGGGGGCAUCCCCCAGCGGGUCCGCCUUGGUGCUCACCUCACCAGGGCGGCUGGGGACAUCCGCCUCCUCCUGCGCCCUGACUUCCACGGCCUGGCCGUGGUGGACUGGGAAGAGUGGAGGCCCCUCUGGAGCCAGAACUGGGGGGCCAAGCGGAUCUAUCGGGCGGCCUCGGAGCAAUGGGUGCGGGACUGUCACGGUCCGCUGCCAGCACGGCAGCGGCUCCGGCUGGCCCGGUGGCAGUUCGAGCAGGCUGCACAGGUGCUGAUGGAGGAGACACUUCUGCUGGGGCGCACCCUGCGGCCAGGCGGGCUCUGGGGGUUCUACCGCUUCCCUGACUGCCUCAACGGCAACUGGGCCAGAGAGGCCAACUACACUGGGCGGUGCCGGCCAUCGGAAGUGCAGCGUAACAACCGACUGGGCUGGCUCUGGGCCGCCUCCGCCGCCCUCUACCCCAGCAUCUACCUGCCGCCGCUGCUGCCGCCCGCCCUGCGCCGCCGCUACGUGCACCACCGGCUGCGCGAGGCGCUGCGCGUGGCCGCCUUCGGGGCCGGCGGGACGCUGCCCGUGGUGGCCUACUCCCGCCUCUCCCUCCGCCGCUCGCCCGGGUUCCUGCAGCUGGUGAGAACCGUGGGGCCGGGGUUCUGCUGCUUCCCAGUUUGCAGCCCGAGUGCCCUGUUCGCAUCUCGCUUUCCCCGGCAGGCUGACCUGGUGCACACCGUCGGGGAGAGCGCGGCGCUGGGCGCGGCGGGACUCGUGCUCUGGGGAGACAGGUCCUACUCCCGCUCUGCCGAGACGUGUGCCAGCCUGCGCCACUACCUUGUGUCCACCCUGGGUCCUUACGUGGCCAAUGUGACGGCAGCAGCCCAGGAGUGCAGCUACAGACAGUGCCAUGGGCAUGGACGCUGCGUGCGCCGGCAGCCCCAAGACCUGGGCAGCCUCCUGCACCUCGGCUCUGGUGCCAGUCUGCUUGCCUCUUUCCGCUGCCAUUGCUUCCGUGGCUGGACUGGCGAGGGCUGUACCCAGCAGGUCCAGCCUGGCCCUGCUACCUCCUGCCUGGUGCCCACCCACACUCGUGGCCUCUAUGGGCACAAUGAUCUCUCACCCUCUGACGCUUGUCUGCGACAGGGCAUGUGGAGCUGGUGACCAGGGCUGAGGACCACUAUGGUCCCUUAUCAUGGCAGUGCUACUGUACAAUGCUUCCUAUGGUCUCAUUAACUUAAAUAAAGCCUCCUGGCACA
Pogoniulus pusillus (Red-fronted tinkerbird) is the source of this 2479-nucleotide messenger RNA. RefSeq names its product hyaluronidase-3-like. Bases 957 to 2384 code for a protein of 475 amino acids. Gene Ontology annotation, molecular function: hyalurononglucosaminidase activity. Gene Ontology annotation, cellular component: acrosomal vesicle. The record is from RefSeq and is a predicted model, not a curated record. Gene Ontology annotation, biological process: hyaluronan catabolic process; carbohydrate metabolic process. NCBI's taxonomy places the organism in Eukaryota, Metazoa, Chordata, Aves, Piciformes, Lybiidae. The transcript has 2 exons.